Molecule: messenger RNA, 504 nt
Organism: Funneliformis geosporum
Lineage: Eukaryota; Fungi; Glomeromycota; Glomeromycetes; Glomerales; Glomeraceae
Source: the annotation of a GenBank genome assembly
AUGAUGAUCAUCCGGACAUUGUUCCGGGCAGAAUUAGCAACUGAUUAUGUACCAAGACAAAAAUGGCUACAAGAACAGCAAGCGGAAAAUUCUCGCCAAAUAACUGAACUUAGCCAAAUGCUCAACGAAUAUGAAAGAAAGCAAACUCAAUACCAGCAAACUUUACAAGAAGAAUUAAACAAACUUCAAAAUUCCCCAAAAAAUACUAAAAUAAAAGGUUUAGAAGCAAAAAUAAAGGAAUCACAAGAAGAAACUGAGCGUAUUCGCCAACAAAUUCAAGAACUUGAAGCAAACUAUCAAGAAAAAUUAACCCAAUUAGACCAAGAAUUCGCUGAAUCAAGCGAACUAACGAACGAAAUUUCCUUCAGUGAUAAUCAACUUGGUCAGUGUGCUAGUUGUGAUAAAAAAUUACAAGAAGGCGAACAAUAUUUUUACUAUCCCCAAGACCCGGAAAAGAGAGCCAUUUGUACUACUUGUAAACCUCAAGUAGACAAUGCUAUUUGA